AUGAUUAUCAAAAGAGCAAGCAGUAUUAUUGCACAAAGAAUCGCAUUUUCCGUCACCUCUUAUCGAAGAAGUACAUCCAGGAUAGCAAUCGCAAUCAUACUCAUCAUAAUUGCAUUCCUCCAUGUGGCAUUCUUCUUGACAAGUAGAAUCUCCAAUCAUAUAGGUAUAGCAGCCUGGAGCACAUGAGGAAUUCUCACAGUCACCGAAAUCAUAGUUACAGAAAGGCCCAUUACAUUCAGAAUCACAAAUCCCAUUUCCCAGCAUAUCAGCUGUGCAGUUAGUGGCGCAAUCCUUGCAAGCUCCCAUAUCGUUGUAGCAAGCUAUGACGUUGCAAGCAUCAUCGCAGGUUCCUCCUAG
Molecule: messenger RNA, 357 nt
Organism: Blepharisma stoltei
Lineage: Eukaryota; Ciliophora; Heterotrichea; Heterotrichida; Blepharismidae
Source: the annotation of a GenBank genome assembly